Zalophus californianus (California sea lion) is the source of this 4142-nucleotide messenger RNA. It is a transcript of the gene TSC1, whose product is annotated as TSC complex subunit 1. The transcript has 24 exons. The record is from RefSeq and is a predicted model, not a curated record. Gene Ontology annotation, cellular component: TSC1-TSC2 complex. Gene Ontology annotation, biological process: negative regulation of TOR signaling; regulation of cell cycle; negative regulation of cell population proliferation. NCBI's taxonomy places the organism in Eukaryota, Metazoa, Chordata, Mammalia, Carnivora, Otariidae. The coding region runs from base 602 to 4108 and encodes 1168 amino acids.
GUGACCUCCGCCCCGCCCCUCGCUCCCUCGCGUGGCUCCUCCCGCCACGCCGGCCCUUCUUUUCUCCUCCUUCGGAGUCACAAGAUCUCUCAGCGGCCCCCUUUCGGGAUCCUUCCGCCCGUCCCCGCCCCCCUACCUUCCAAACUCUCCUGAGUCCUUUCCCGAACGGCUCGCAUCAUCAGUAAUGAGCAGGAGGGCCUCUUCCGUCCAACCGGGCUGCCGGCCGCCGUCAUCUGUCACUGGGGUCGAGAAGGAGGCGAGACCCAACUGGGCACUCUUUUUCGUGGCGGAGGCUGCAGCGACCGUGGACCUUUCACGACGGGGGGAGGUGCUGUACGUCCAAGAUGGCGGCGCCCUGUAGGCUGGAGGAACUGUGAGAAUAAUGAAAUUGCCGGGAACAAGAGAUCUCAAGCAGUAGUGUUCAUCAGAACCUCCAUGCACAGAUGUCUAGCCUCACAUGACCAUGAAAGACACCAGGUUGACAGCACUGGAAACCGAAGUACCGAUUGUCCCCAGAACAGUCUGGUAGUGGCACCAAUGAAGAGCCUGCAGAGUCGCUAGUGCACGUCCCGGACCUGGCGCAGCACAGUCGUGUAAGAUAAUGGCCCAGCAAGCGAAUAUCGGGGAGCUCCUGUCCAUGCUGGACUCUCCCAUGCUGAGUGUGCGUGAUGAUGUGACAGCUGUCUUUAAAGAGAACCUCAGCUCUGACCGUGGUCCGAUGCUCGUAAACACCUUGGUGGACUAUUACCUGGAAACCAAUUCUCAGCCGGUAUUGCACAUCCUGACUACCUUGCAAGAGCCACAUGACAAGCACCUCUUGGACAAAAUGAAUGACUGUAUGGGCAGAGCCGCCUCUCGGCUGCCCGCACUGUCGCUGCUGGGGCACGUCAUCAGGCUGCAGCCACCUUGGAAGCACAAACUCUCUCAAGCACCUCUUUUGCCUUCUUUACUCAAAUGUCUCAAGGUGGAUACCGAUGUCGUCGUCCUCACAACAGGUGUCUUAGUGUUGAUAACCAUGUUACCAAUGAUUCCACAGUCGGGGAAGCAGCACCUUCUUGAUUUCUUUGAUAUUUUUGGCCGUCUUUCAUCGUGGUGCCUGAAGAAACCAGGCCACGUGACAGAAAUCUAUCUUGUCCAUCUCCAUGCCAGUGUUUAUGCUCUCUUUCAUCGCCUCUACGGAAUGUACCCUUGCAACUUUGUCUCCUUUCUACGCUCUCACUACAGUAUGAAGGAGAACUUGGACACUUUUGAAGAAGUGGUCAGGCCAAUGAUGGAGCACGUGCGAAUUCACCCGGAAUUAGUGACUGGAUCCAAGGACCACGAACUGGACCCUCGAAGGUGGAAGAGAUUAGAAACACAUGAUGUUGUAAUAGAGUGUGCCAAAAUCUCUCUGGACCCCGCAGAAGCCUCGUACGAAGACGGCGACUCCGUGUCCCCGCAGGUGUCCGCGCGCUUUCCUCAUCGUGCGGCCGAUGUGGCCGCCAGCCCUUAUGUCGACACGCAGAAUAGCUGUGGGAGUGCUACCUCGACCCCUUAUUCCAGCUCUUGGCUGAUGUUGUUAAACAUGCCCGGGCAGCCACCUCAGACUCUGAGUCCCCCAUCGACACGGCUGUUGACUGAGCCGCCACAAGCUACUCUUUGGAGCCCAUCUAUGGUUUGUGGUAUGACCACUCCUCCAACUUCUCCUGGAAAUGUCCCACCUGAUCUGUCACACCCUUACAGUAAAGUCUUUGGUACAACUGGUGGAAAAGGAACUCCUAUGGGAACCCCAGCAACGUCUCCUCCUCCCGCCCCACUCUGCCACUCGGACGACUACGUGCACAUUGCCCUCCGGCACGCCACAGCCACACCCCCCAAGAAGGAAGAGAAAACAGAUUCAGCAAGGCCCUGUCUACACAGACAGCACCAUCUUCCAAACGACAGAGGAUUAGAAGAGCUACCUGGCAGCAAAGGUUCUGUCACUCUAAGUGACCUUCCAGGGUUUUUAGGGGACCUGGCCUCUGAAGAAGAUAGCGUUGAGAAAGCUAGAGAAGAAGCGGCGAUAUCUAAAGAACUCUCCGAGAUCACGACGGCCGACACCGAGCCCCUGGUUCCUCGAGGAGGCUUUGACUCUCCCUUCUACCGGGACAGUCUUCCGGGCUGUCCUCGCAAGAACCAUUCGGCCACCUCUGGUGCUCAGGGUGCCAAUGUGAACCCCGAGCCUUUAAACUCCUCCCUGGACAAGCUUGGGCCUGACACACCAAAGCAAGCCUUUACUCCCAUAGACCCACCCUGUGGAGGCGCCGACGAAAGCCCUGCUGGGAACAGGGAGCACCAGACUUCGCUGGAGACCAACAUCCUCACUCCCAGCCCUUGUAAAAUUCCACCUCAGAGGGGAGUGGGGUAUGGAAGUGGGCAGCCUCCCCCUUAUGAUCAUCUUUUUGAGGUGGCAUUGCCAAAGACCGCCCAUCAUUUUGUCAGCAAGAAGACCAAGGAACUGUUAAAGAAAGCAAAAGGAAAUGCAGAAGAAGACUAUCCGCCCUCAACCUCCCCCGCGGAAGUCCUGGAUAGACUGAUCCAGCAGGGCGCAGAUGCGCACAGCAAGGAGCUGAACAAGUUGUCUUUACCCAGCAAGUCUGUUGACUGGACCCACUUUGGAGGCUCUCCUCCCUCAGAUGAGAUCCGCACCCUCCGUAACCAGUUGCUUUUACUGCACAACCAGUUACUCUAUGAGCGUUUUAAGAGGCAGCAGCAUGCUCUCCGGAACAGGCGGCUCCUCCGCAAGGUGAUCAGGGCGGCGGCGCUGGAGGAACACAACGCUGCUAUGAAAGACCAGUUGAAGUUACAAGAGAAGGACAUCCAGAUCUGGAAGGUUAGCGUGCAGAAGGAGCAGGCCCGGUGCAGCCAGCUGCAGGAGCAGCGAGACACGAUGGUGACCCAGCUCCACAGCCAGAUCCGGCAGCUGCAGCACGACCGGGAGGAGUUCUACAACCAGAGCCAGGAGCUGCAGACGAAGCUGGAGGACUGCAGGAACAUGAUCGCAGAGCUGCGUCUGGAAUUGAAGAAGGCCAACAGCAAGGUGUGCCACACCGAGCUGCUGCUCAGUCAGGUGUCCCAGAAGCUCUCAAACAGUGAGUCGGUCCAGCAGCAGAUGGAGUUCUUGAACCGGCAGCUCUUGGUCCUUGGAGAGGUCAACGAGUUGUAUCUGGAACAACUGCAGAGCAAACACUCAGACACCACAAAGGAGGUAGAAAUGAUGAAAGCUGCGUGUCGGAAAGAACUAGAAAAAAACAGAAGCCACCUUCUCCAGCAGAAUCAGAGGCUCGAUACCUCCCAGAAACGGAUUUUGGAACUGGAAUCUCACCUGGCCAAGAAAGACCACCUUCUUUUGGAGCAGAAGAAAUAUUUAGAAGAUGUCAAAGUCCAGGCGAGAGGACAGCUGCAGGCUGCAGAGAGCAGGUAUGAGGCUCAGAAAAGGAUCACCCAAGUGUUUGAGUUGGAGAUCUUAGAUUUAUAUGGCAGAUUGGAGAAGGACAGCCUCCUGAAGAAACUUGAAGAAGAAAAAGCAGAAGCAGCCGAAGCGGCAGAAGAAAGGCUUGCCUGUUGCAAGGACGGCUGCUCGGAUUCCCUAACAGGGCACAGUGAAGACGCAUCUGGCCACAACGGCGACACCAAGCACCCCCGACCUGGCGGCAGCGCGCGGGCCGGCGGUGCGAGUAGAGGGGGUGGAGCUGGCCGUGGUGGCAGCAGCAGCGAGCUUUCAACCCCGGAGAAACCCCCCAUCCAGAGGGCCGGCCUCUUCAGCAGUCGGUGGGAAACUACUGUGGGAGAGUCUGCCACCAGCAUCCCCACGACUGUCGGCUCCCUUCCCAGUUCAAAAAGCUUCCUGGGCAUGAAGGCGCGAGAGUUAUUUCGUAAUAAGAGUGAGAGUCAGUGUGAUGAGGACAGCGUGACCAUCAGUAGCCUUUCUGAGACGCUAAAGACAGAACUGGGCAAAGACCCGGGUGCGGAAGCCAAGACCCCCCCGAACCUCGACGGCCCGCACCCCUCCCCCCCGAACCUGGACAGUGUUGGACAGCUGCACAUCAUGGACUACAACGAGACUCAUCAUGAACACAGCGAAGGAUGACGGUCACUCAGUGUUAACUUGCAGGUUGCUGGCG